ACCUCACAGAGGAGACUGAGUGCCUCAUUUCUGAAGUGAGACUAGGAAGAGAAGAUGAACAAUUGCCUGGAUUAUCUCGCCUACCCUGUAAUCGUCUCUAAUCACAGGCAGAGCACGACCUUCAGGAAGAAACUGGACUUUGGCCACUACAUAUUUCACAAGAAUAGGAUACAAAUAGUGAAGCCUACUGUCGAUACCAAACCUCCGGUGGCACACACGCAUCACAUUUUAAAACUGAGCAAACUACAGGGUGAACAAAAGCGAAUCGACAAAAUCGAAUAUGAAAACAAGCAACUGUGUCAGAAAAUCGCAAACGCCCAUCGCGGCCCUGCCAGGGUGGAUUGUUGGAACGAAUAUUUUUCCAAGAGCUUGAACAGAGAAACAAGAAACCGGGAGCUAGUGAGAAUCACCGUGGAAAACCAGGGCAUUCUGAAGAGGCUUGGCGAUCGAAAACCGCACUAUGACCGCAGAUCAUCCGAGAUAGAUUGGCAGAAUUCAAGGCGCUAUAUCAGAAAUACAACAAAAUAUCUUCUCUCCCGAGAUGAAUAGGUUACUCACAGUGGAAAAGAUACAAGAGAAAGCCCUAGGAUUUCUUAGCUACUUAGACUCUCAAAACACUCCUAAGUGGCUGAAUGCUCAAUCCUAGGAUGCUACAAUAAAGCUUGGAACAUAAAAUGAGUAAGUUACAUUUAAGGUACCUGAAGGCUUUAAGUCCCAUCCCAAAAUGGAGACAGUGGGGCAGGCAGAAGGAAGGAUACAACCAUUUUUAUUUGGGGCUAUGAAAAGAAGUGUCUAUGAGAGAGAAAGCAAGAGAAGCAUACGCCAUCACCACCAUCGUAGAGGGGAGGAAGGCGGGGUAAGAUGACCCAGCCACAAACACAGCUCUGUCAAAAUGGAAAACAGAAGCACGUGAUAAGAUUAAGGUCCUGACAACACAGAGAACAAAUGCCAUUUCUCUGUGAAUACACAGAAUUGGAAAAGAAUGCUUCAUUGAA
Herpailurus yagouaroundi (jaguarundi) is the source of this 995-nucleotide messenger RNA. It is a transcript of the gene CFAP97D1, whose product is annotated as CFAP97 domain containing 1. Bases 55 to 549 code for a protein of 164 amino acids. The transcript is spliced from 6 exons. Gene Ontology annotation, biological process: sperm axoneme assembly. The record is from RefSeq and is a predicted model, not a curated record. NCBI's taxonomy places the organism in Eukaryota, Metazoa, Chordata, Mammalia, Carnivora, Felidae.